CACUAACGACCUAGGUACCUAGGAGUAGCCUCCUAACUUCACUUCCAAGGUAGUGACCUCCUAACUGCCUACUUCUGCACAAGCACCGAUACCUGACUCAUUAUCUAAUCAGGUAUGUAUCUACUACUCUUCUUCACCUGCCAUUUCUACUUUCGCAGGCUUUGCAAGCUCUGACACUGAAAGGAACCGAUGUUGAAUUUUAUGGUGUCGUCUCUUCUUGGGUGGAUUGUCGUACUUGAAUAUUAUCGUGCUUCACUCCUCACAUACUUUACUAUUCACGUACUUUACAAUUCAUACCUUACUAUUCACAUACUUUACUACACUUUGCGAUCAUCGCACUUCACCGUUAUCCCUCAGUUACCUAGUCCUCCCUUCAAUCCAAAACAAGCACUUUUAGUUACCUACCUAGUCAGCCACAAGUACCCACCUUGGUGUGAUCCACACUUUGAGCCUCAUCCAAGACUCUACUUCCAACAUCUAUCAAAUACCGACCCACUUAUUACCCUCAACUAACUACUAAUGGAGAUUCAUUUUUGCACUAGGACAGUCAGUAGGAAUCUCCAGAUCUUUUCACUUCACCCUCAUUGAGAAUUCACUCGAGGAAAUCAUUCAAUUCAUCUUGUUCCUUCCCCAUCAACUUAUUCUCAAUCAAGGUCAAUUCAAAGAUUCCUCCUCUUUCACUGGGAAAGUCACCGCAGUGAAUACACAACACACAACACACAACACAACACACAACGUUACAUUCAAGAACGAUAGGAACGCCACAAACAAUUCUCGAGUCCAUCAUUUUAAGUUCUGCAGGCUGUGGAAGAGAUCGCCCUUUAAGCGCAACUUCUUAUCUUUUCUAUUUCUUGGCUUGGGUUCUACGCUACUUGCCACUAGACAUACACUUAAAAAAGGGCAACUUCCUUCUUCACUUAAAUACUCCCAAUUCCUGCAUCUUCCAAUUCCUGCAUAACGACCCCAGCAUCCAAACCAAUCGAAACACCUGAUACAACACAAUUUGAUAAAACUCUCACUUGUUACAAAUCAUUUGAGGAUAGUAUCAAUUCACGAUUCAUUCCUCAAUUCUAUUUCAAAAACUUGAACGCUGGACAAUCGUUAUUCUUAACUUUCUACGUUGAAUUCUUCCUAUUUUUUGCAACACAGAUAAUUUGAAAUUUGGCCUAUCACGUCAUAAAACUUUGACUUUACCAUAGUAUCAUCUCCCCCCUAUCAAGAUGACUUUUACAAGCUUUUACGAGCAACCUCUUCGACAAAUUCUCGCUGAAGUGGUUGAGAUCAAUCGCCGCAACGGGGUCUUUUCUCGUGAUCCUGUUACCUCAGCUGCACCAAAAAGAGCAUUUUCCAAUGCUCCAGCCAAGGUUGCACAGCUUAACACCGAUUCAACUGUUCACAAAGUAGUUGAUUCUCCACUAGCUGGCUUCGAUCACGUGCAGCGCCAAAUCAAGGCCGCUCGCUCUGCUCCUGUCUGGGUUGCACCAGUUGUUAUUGUUUCAGCUGCUCCUUCAGUAGUUGAACCUCGGGAAGCUAUCGCCGACCAAGGAAUUGAAUUGGGCAAUGCCGCUCACUUCCCCCCUCUGCCAACUAGACCAAUCCGAACAGGCUUGGCUACUCCUGUAGUUAGAUCUAAAAGAUCUAGCGUCGAUCGUGGACUUGAACGAAUCAAGGCCGUUCACUCUCCUCCUCCUUUGGUUGCAUCAGCCAAGGCAACUCAAGCUAUUCCUGUGGUCGAACUACAAGCAGCUGCACCAAACAAAGUCGCCCCAAUUGAAUCGGUCAAAUUUGCAAAAGAUGGUAACAUUAAAAUAGGCGCAGAUAAAGGACUCGAUCGAAUCAAGGCCGCUUGCACUUCCUUUGAUGUCCCAGUUCCACCAACUCUAUCUAAUAAAGCCUGCAAAUUCUUCUUGAGUCGCAAUGGAUGCAGAUACGAGGAUAAUUGCCCGUUAUUUCACGACUAUGAUGCUCUCAAUAAGCGUAGAGAACAAUGGGUCGCCAAUGAUGCGAAGAAGCUCGAGCAAGUUCGCUCUGACAAACAGCCUGGAUAUACCCAGAAGGCUCUUGCCCUCCAGAGCAACAAUGCCAGAGUUUCAAUGGUUGUUACUGCCUCUUCAAAAUCUUUUUUAAAAGAGACGGUGAAAAAAAGAUCAGCUUGUAAUGAUUAUCGGUCUUCUCGUGGUUGUCAUAGGAAGCAUUGCCUGUUUUCACACGAAAGUCUCCCUUCACAGGAGCCAGAAAAGCUCAUCGACGAUACCAUUCCUGGUGAAGUUCAAAUUCCCAAGUUUCCCAGGACCAUGAUACGCAAACGCAACGCCAGUAAGGCUUCUAAAGCCUACAAAGCCCCUGUGGUCAAGUUUACUGAGCCUGAGCCAGAGCCAGAGCCAGAGGCGACACUCCCAGGUCUCGAAUCUAUUGUAUGGGCAAACAAUCCUCAUUUGGGUGAUGAAAAGUACUGCGACAGUGCUAUCUGGAAAAUUUUCGGUAAACCCUGUCCAGCAAAGGAGGAAGCUAUCGAAUGGUUUCAGGAGAUGCAUUCAAAUGGUAACCUUAAGCAUUUCACCUUUGGUGAUAUCAUUAGAUGGGCACGUUCCAUGUGUAUUUCAGACAGGGAUGAGUUCCUGACCCAUAUAGGGUACAUGCCAGGCAUUUUGGAAAGUUUUGAACCUAGAGUACAACUCUAUAUCGAAAGACUUAGAGCCAAAUAUGAUGCAGAGAAAGCUAGACCAAAAUAUGACACCUUUCAUUGUUUCGACAAGCUUCCUAAUGAGUUAUGUAUGAAGAUCUGGGGCUUCGCAGCCCGGGCAGGGAGAACUCUUACUGCCAGUAUUAACAAGAAGCAAAUUUAUACUUCAGAUGGUCCUGGCUUAUUCAUACGUCAUUUAGGAUCCGGAGGUUCGCCAUUGUGGUACGUCAACAAACAAUCGCAAAAAGCAUCAAUGAUGGAUAAACAUUGUGGAUAUUAUUUUGGCUGCGAUUAUUUCUCUCCAAGUUUCGAUACCUUGUUUCUCAAUGAUUCCGCUGAAUCGCUUAAUUCUUUCACCAGUCAGAUUGUCCUCUGGAGAGGGAAUGUUGUCCAAAGAUUGUCAUUUCCUCAUUACCAACUUUGCAACGUUACCUGCCUGCGUAGGUUUGCUGCCGAUCUCCUUAAAGCUUUCCCGGGUCUAAUUCGCAUUGAAUUUUGGCUCUCGGAUGGGGAAUACUAUUCCAAGUACCUCAAAAAAUCUGCCAGUAUUAUCGAAAAGGCUAAUGCAGCAAUUGUUCAAGCCUAUGGAGUUCGCGUUGGUGUUAAACCACCACGCGUUCGUUUUGUCAUGGUACCAGAAAAACGUGCAUUGGAGAUUGGAAUCGGUGGUGGAUUGUGGUAGAUGGCGGAGGUAUUUUUUGAGCAUGGUUUGGUAUGUUCUUUGGGGGUGUUUUUUAGAUUCUGGAUGUGCUCUACAGUGCUUUCGGUCCUAAUUUUCCCCUACUCAGCGUGGCUUUUGGUAUGCUCUGGUAUGAUCAUUAAAGGAUUUGAGAUGAAUUUGACGGAUUUUGAGGCGAAAUUGAUUUGGACAUAUGGAAUGAGGGGGUUUGAACUUUAACUUUAAGAAAUUGUAUACGUUUGAAGUAGGAGUAUUAAAUCUGUGAUUGAGAAGAAGAUGGAUUAAGUGGUGUGAAAUGAUGAGAGUAGUGACGAUUAAAUAAAUAGAAGAUGAAAUGUUAUAAAUUGAAUUUAAAUAAAAGAAUAAAAUUGUUGAAAUAACAG
Messenger RNA from Sclerotinia trifoliorum, 3745 nucleotides. NCBI's taxonomy places the organism in Eukaryota, Fungi, Ascomycota, Leotiomycetes, Helotiales, Sclerotiniaceae. The record is from the annotation of a GenBank genome assembly.